AUGGCAGAUCCUGUCGAAACACCCGUAUCUCGUCGACUAUCUUCCGUUAAAAACAUCAUCAUCGUCCUAUCAGGUAAAGGAGGAGUAGGUAAAUCAUCAUCUUCCGUCCAACUAGCGCUAUCCCUCCUCUCCCAAAACCCCUCCAACCGGGUUGGUCUGCUAGACCUAGACAUAACAGGACCCUCCCUCCCUAGGAUGGUAGGACUAGAUAUCCCCGAGGCAACAGUCCAUCAAAGUAGUGCAGGGUGGGUUCCGGUGUAUGUAGAUAAUGGGAAAAGACUUGGAGUGAUGAGUAUAGGAUUCCUGUUGAAGGAUAGAGGUGAUAGUGUAGUCUGGAGGGGUCCAAAGAAAGAUGGGAUGAUUAGACAAUUUUUAAGUGAAGUGAGAUGGGGUGAAUUAGAUUAUCUGGUUAUUGAUACGCCACCUGGUACAUCCGACGAACAUAUAUCACUUCUCACUCAUCUUCAUCCACUAUUCACUCCAACCCUCUCCAAACCUACCACUCCCUCUUCAAUCUUAAUUUCGACACCUCAAACAACAGCAUUGAACGAUACUAUCAAAUCACUUUCAUUCACUCGUAAACUCCAAUUACCAGUUAUGGGUCUAGUAGAAAACAUGUCAGGAUACGUCUGUCCAUGUUGUAAUGAGAUUUCCUAUACGUUUGGGAACAAUACAAACACAGAGAAGAUAUUCAAGGAACAAAAUGGGGUUGAUAUUUUGGGUAAAGUACCGAUCGAUACGGUUUUGGUGGGGUUAUUGGAUAGUGUGAGUAAAGGUGAAUUAAAUGUUGAUGUACAACAACAACAAAAUGGAAAUAAUGAACAAGAAGAAAAUGGAGACAACUUUCAACAACAAUCCCAUUUCCCAUUAUUGGAUGAAUAUAACAAAACUGCAAGUUCGACCAUAUGGAGAUCUAUCACUGAGAAAUUAGUAGAGAAGAUUGAAAGUAGGAAACAACAGAUCAAAGAGAAGUUGGCACCGUCGACAACGAAUAAGACAUGA
Molecule: messenger RNA, 1002 nt
Organism: Kwoniella mangroviensis CBS 8507
Lineage: Eukaryota; Fungi; Basidiomycota; Tremellomycetes; Tremellales; Cryptococcaceae
Product: cytosolic Fe-S cluster assembly factor CFD1
Exons: 3
Coding region: 1-1002 (333 amino acids)
Biological process (GO): iron-sulfur cluster assembly
Cellular component (GO): cytosol
Molecular function (GO): ATP binding; ATP-dependent FeS chaperone activity; 4 iron, 4 sulfur cluster binding
Source: RefSeq, a predicted model, not a curated record